CCCACGUCUCGUGGCGACACAUCUGGUUGCCGACGGGAUUCGUACGAUGGCGCAGUUCAUGGGCCUCCACUACAUCCUCAACACCAACAAGACGACGGUGCACUACGACGUCUCGGCGCGCGAUGACAUUCUGCGCACGAGCAACCUCCUCGUGAACCUCAAUGGCCACCUCCGGCAGCACGAGACGACGCGCCUGCCAUCGCUCUCGCAGUGCACCGACCGGCUCGCGAUUAACGCGGCGACCGUGCGCCGGCGCUUGGCCAUCGAGCGCCGCAACGCCAAGCGGCAGAUCGUUUCCAGGACGUCCGCGGUGCAAAAUGCGUCGCCGCCUGUCUUGAUCCAUGUCAAGAACACCAAGAACCGCGUGUCCGCGGCUGCGUACCGCGAGAAGCGCGAGCACAAGCUGUCGUAUAUCAUCGACGAGAUCCAUCGGCUUGAGGCGUCGCACCCGAGUCUGCGGCACCGGCCAUUUGCGCCGGCCAAAAAGGCCAAGUCGGUGCAGCUUCCGACCGAGUCCAAGGACGAGUACCGGCGCCGAACGAACCGCGAGUCGGCCGCCAAGUCCCGACUGCUGCAGGAAGAGAAGGUGUGGUACUUGAACCGAGAGCUCGCGCGGCUGCAAGCACUCGCACCGCAAUAGCGUAAUGCUUGCAUAUCGUGUACAUAUAAAGAGGACGGCGACCUGUGCGCGUCCUUGUGUGUCGGAUGUCGCGCAGCUUCCGCCGUGACCUCGCUUGUUGCUUUCAAGGUCAUCUUGGCACUUGUCUCUGCACAGAAGCAUCAUCCCAAUCGGCUGCGACUCGAGCACGACCGGUCCGAACGACGGACCAUUUCGUUCGAGCCGUGUAGUCAACGGCGCUGCGGAUGCCAAACGAACGCACUCCUUGCCAUGGUCGUCGUGGCGUUGCAGAGGGUACCGCCACCGAGCUCGUCAAGCUCCAGCUCCAAGCAGCGCAAACGACGUUGUGGUCGGGCCACUCGGUGUCGAAGCACGGAUCUCGGACUCGGGGUUGCUCGUCGCCACCUCCAUGUCUCGAUACAUUGAUACAAUUGUACAUUCAUACUGGUGUACGUUAAUACCGAAUUUUGUGCACAAGUAGUGCUGUUAUGCAGUCAACGUGACGACCGGGACCUAGAGCGAGCGAGCGACGCGCGCUGUGAACGUGUCGGCGACCCCAUUGAUGCCCGAGUGGUGGCUCGAAGCGCAUGGCAGCCCGAGAGAGGAACCAGCCUGUCCAAG
Saprolegnia diclina VS20 is the source of this 1240-nucleotide messenger RNA. RefSeq lists its product as hypothetical. Bases 47 to 640 code for a protein of 197 amino acids. The transcript has a single exon. Lineage: Eukaryota; Oomycota; Saprolegniomycetes; Saprolegniales; Saprolegniaceae. The record is from RefSeq and is a predicted model, not a curated record.